GUUUUCUGCGGUAAAGCAGGAGCUCUGUUCCAGCUGGCCCGAGGAAGGAAAAAACAGCACAAAAAAAAAAAGAAAAAAAAGAAAAAGAAAAACAUUGUAGUGCAUUUUGUGUCGGCCGACUAAACACAGGAAGGAAGGGGAGAGGACUGGCCCUGCCGAGGGAGACGGAAAUGAGAGGGGGUGUCCAAAGAGGAAACCCCAUCCCUUUAAGAGCAAGUGGGACAUAGCGGUGCGAGAAAAGGAGAGGAGGGGGAGAAGAAAGAGGAAUUAAAAAAGAAAAGGAAGAAAGAGACAGGGAGGGAGGAGGGAGAGCGGGCGAUAAAAAAAGAAAGAUGACAUCCUCGCUGCUGAACGGCCGAGGUGGAGCGAUAGGCUGCGGCCCGGCGAGAGCGCUGCUCGCCGGGGUCAGGGCUUGAAUCCAACAACGAGGCUUCGACAAACACCCGAUUGGCCUAUUGGGGGAAAUCGGAAAAAUAGAUUCAUGAAUUAAAAACAAAGCAUGACCUGCUGUGCUGCCAGAUACGUGUGUUAUAACCCAUAUUCGUUCUCUUGCGUAAAAAAAUGCAUUUAUUUUACGUAGAGUGGUUUAUGUUUAUUGUUAAAAUGUAAUACUGUAAUAUGCGAUUUUUGUGGAAAACAUUUUUAUGGAAAGCAGUUUUGUUGGGUGAUAUUGCGUUUUGGUGAGGUUAGUGUUAAACGAAUUAAAGUUAGAAACCAAAGUGAAAUAGAAACAGGCCAUUAUUGGACCCGGCCUGCUCCACUACUGCCUGUGCGCUGCAGCCUGCGUUGAACAGCUGCGUGCAUUUUAAUGGACAGCAUUAGGCUACCUCAAUGAGAACGACGUGUUUUUACAGUCGACUUUAUUCGCGUUUUUCAAGAAAAUCCAGAAACCCGUCGUUUCUGCUGCAGGACAGGCGACUGUUCGCGCCUCGAUCACCGGUGGGCCCAACUAAACCAUGCAAAGGCUGCUCUCCUCGAUCUCAAUCAGGAGCUGACUUUAUAAUCUCCAUCGCUGUGGCGCAAAAUGGAUGCUGCUUGGAGCAAUUUUCUCUUCCAGAAUACUCCCACCCAAAACCAAGUGGAGGGGAGCCUCCAAUCAGAGCUCAUGCAAGUGCAUACGAGUUCUCCCCAAACCCCACCCACAGAGCACAUAGCACAACCUCCUUCAACUGUGGACACUGCUGCCCUUAGUGAGGAGCCCCUACCUGUGAAGCCAGUGUCUCGGCCGGCCCGCGUGCCCCACAUCUGUGCCAUCUGCAACAAGCAGUUCAAGAACAACUACAACCUGCGGCGGCACCAGUCAGUCCACACUGGGGUACGCAUGAAGGACAGGGCCAGAGAGCAGGCGGAGGGGGCAAAGGAGGGUGCAGCCGGCCAGGUGGUGGUGGCGGCCCCGUCGGUGAUGGCGGUGGGGGCCGGAGGGAGGGCGGAGAGGACCACUGUUCCCCUCUCCCUGCUACACCUCUCUGCUCCUCCCCCUCUUGCCCCUCCCGGCGUGCUGGCGGGGGCCCAGCAGCCUCCCUUGGGUAGUCAGGAUGGUGAAGGGGUUGCCAUGCCAAACAUAAUGGCUAGCGUUAACCCCCAUGCUCCGCCUCCUGCUGCUGUCGUCAUGGCCACAGGGGCGACAGUACAGCGCCCCUCAAACCCGAACCCGAACCCGGUGAGGAAGAACCACGCCUGCGAGACAUGCGGGAAGGCUUUCCGCGAUGUUUACCAUCUGAACCGCCACCGCCUGUCCCACUCGGACGAGAAGCCGUUCUCCUGUCCCAUCUGCCAGCAACGCUUCAAGAGGAAGGACCGCAUGAGCCACCAUGUGCGCUCCCACCAGGGUGGUGUGGAAAAACCCUACAUCUGUCCCCACUGUGGCAAGGCUUUCUCCAGGCCUGAUCAUCUAAACAGUCACGUCAGACAGGUGCACUCCUCGGAGCGACCCUUCAAAUGUCCGACCUGUGAGUCCAGCUUUGCCACCAAGGAUCGCUUGCGUGCGCACAUGAUUCGGCAUGAGGAGAAGGUCCCGUGCCAUAUCUGUGGCAAGCUGCUGUCAGCUGCAUACAUCACAGAUCACAUGAGGGUGCAUAACCAGUCACAGCACCACGCCUGCCAUCUCUGUAACCGCAGCUUCACCACACUGACAUACCUGCGUGUCCACGCCCAGAAGCACCAUGGCCAAGAGUGGAAGGACAGUCCGGGGGGCUUCGGUGGCACGGCCUCUGGCGGCGUACUCGUCUGCCACUUAUGUGGUGUCCACUGCAAGACACCCACCCAGCUCCAGGGUCACAUGGGCACCCAUAACAACAGCCAGGGUGCCCCGAGUCCCAUCACCUCUAAUGUGGCUGCCAGCAGCUCUGUCUCACUUAGCAACAUGGUCACAGCGCCUACUGUGUAUGUCACCGGUAAUACGGUGGUGGACCUGCUUGUCACAGACUGCUCUAGCAUCGCGGCACCACAGUCCCACAGUUAGCAGUAGAGAGCUCAGCAAUAAUAACCUCAGUUUUGUAAUGUCUCCACUUAUAGGUAAGUUUAGGAUUAAGGGUGGGGGAGAUUAACACCGGUCAGCAUUCAAGGGCAGUAUCACCUCAGAUCUGUAGAGCUGGAGCAUCAGAGAAAAGGAGAAAAACGAAGAGCUGUAUUAAUAGGGCAAUGGAGUUAUGCAAUGAGGGACCUUUGUGGCUGGAGCAGGUUCAUCGACACUAACGACAUACAUGGAUGUGUUGUCCGAAUAUUCCUGAAUGCUCCUGUGCAUUUAAGAAACUGUGGUAUUGUGAGCAUCUACUGUAUUACUCUCCCCCUUCCGCCCUCCUCCCUCUGUCCCUCCCCUCAACCCUGGCAUUGGCUGCUGUCUGCAAAUGCACCAAGUACUGUAUAUCUCACACCAGCUCUGAUCUUACCUCCAUUUUUGCAGCUCUCUUACUAAGAAUCCAAAUGGCUUUGCAUUAGGAAGGAGUGGGGAGAGAAUAGCUCUCAGAAAUGUGAUGAAGAAACACAUUAGAAGGGAAGCUGUGCGUGUAAGUCAGGGCUCCUCCAGCAUGUUAGCUUGUUUGUUCACAACACUAAAAUCAACAUUUGAUUUUGCAAUGCCAGUUAUAGAUCAGGACAGAAGACCAUAUGUGUCGUGGUCAGUGUGGAAUUGUGGGAUGAACUUUUUUGUUCCCUAAUGGUACAGACAUAAGAAUUGAGUUGUAUUCAGGAGUGUCAAGCACCUUAAAUUGUUAUUGUUUGAUUCAGUGAGGAUCAAAAUGGGUUUGAGAUUUCUUGAAUUUUCUUGCUCUGAGUCUUCCUCUCUGGGUUCUGGCCAUUAAAAAAAAAAAAUAAUAAAAAAGAAGAGAAACAUAACUGCAAAUCAACACUUAAGCUUCUGACAUGGCAAUUCUUGCACCUAAAAACUACCUUUUUGCAUGAAAAUAAACUAGCUCAGUCAUGCUUAUUGUUAGGGCGCUGUCAUGACAAAAGAAACUUUUAGCAUUUCCACCGAGUUAGUUCAGUGUAAACAAUAAUAUCUAUGGAAGUGUUGAUUUUAUUCAGAAAUCUUUUAACAUUGUUGGCCAUUCAUUUGAUUGUAACUGUCAUUGCCAUAGCCCUUUGUUUUCUGUAUGUACCAGUCCAAUGAGUGAAACUUACGCAUUAGAUUUAGUCAUUUAACUCUGUAUAGCACAGAAAUGUUCAAAACCCAAGUCAUUAUCGUUCUACAUUAAUCAUGUGAAGAAUGAUCACUCGUUCAUUGGAUAUUUUGGGUUGGCUUGAGUUAUAUUGUCAGUGAUGUGGUGUCGAGAAGGGCUUAUAAAGUAAUAAGUCAGGAUUAAUAAGUACAAUGGGAGUUUGAUAACACCACAUGGUAUGCUGUAAACGAAUCCUGGUUUUGUACUGGAGUGCUUUUUCGGUUUUGUGUUAAUAUGUUAUCUUAAAAUUUGUAGAGUUGUUUCUUUCUUCCUUUUUCUUUUGUUUUUCUCCUUUGGAAAUGUGUUCUUCCUGUUGAGAAAAGUAGUGAUUUAUGAAAAAAUAAUAAUUUUAGGUUUUUCCUCCAUUACACUAAGAAAAAAAAUAAUACCUCUUCUCUAGGAUUCUGUACAGCUCUUGUGAAACAUCUUAAUGCCUUAUCGUACUCAACUGCAUUUUAAUUCUUUUAUGAUGAAAUAUUUCAAAUCUUAGUCAUGGAUUCAUUAAGAAUAUUAAUGGGAUGUAUUUAUAUUUAUAUUUUUAUAUUUCUCAACAGUAUGCAUGUCUAAAAGGUUGUUAGAGCAAAAAAAUCAAUGAUGCUUACUACAGUCAUAAAAAUUAUGUUAUUUUGUAGAUGAAGUAGAGAUCAUGUUAUUAUUUUGUAAUUUGGACAAUUUAAAGUAAAAUGGGUAAACAACG
Molecule: messenger RNA, 4353 nt
Organism: Scatophagus argus
Lineage: Eukaryota; Metazoa; Chordata; Actinopteri; Scatophagidae
Gene: mazb
Product: MYC-associated zinc finger protein b (purine-binding transcription factor)
Exons: 7
Coding region: 1025-2461 (478 amino acids)
Biological process (GO): regulation of transcription by RNA polymerase II
Cellular component (GO): nucleus
Molecular function (GO): DNA-binding transcription factor activity, RNA polymerase II-specific; RNA polymerase II cis-regulatory region sequence-specific DNA binding
Source: RefSeq, a predicted model, not a curated record